CCUCAAAGAAUCUCCAUCAGGACGACGACCCUAGCCAGCACACCCCACACACACGCCAACACGUCUCUCUCCGCCUCCGAAUCUAGUCGCCCUAAUACCUCGGCUCCAUUACGAGCCUCGCAAGCACACAGCCCUCUCCUCCCUGAAACGACGACGCGAUGGACUACGACCCAGAUGGCGGCGCAAUCAACGUCCGCUUCCUCCAGGCCGACAGCCAGCGCGCCAACUUCAUCGUCCAGAACUUCAAUCUUGAAACCGCAAACUCACUCCGUCGUGUAAUGCUCGCCGAGAUUCCCACCUUAGCCAUCGAUGUCGUAGAAGUGUUCGACAACACAUCCGUCCUCGCCGACGAGUUCGUCUGCCAUCGCCUCGGCCUCAUCCCCCUGUGCUCCAAAGGCGUAGAAGACCUGCUGUACUCGCGCGACUGCGACUGCGAAGGCUACUGCGACAACUGCGCCGUCGUUCUCACCCUCAACGCGAAAUGCACAGGCAGCGAAAUCAUGAAGGUGUACGCACGGGAUCUGGUGAUUGAGUCUCGGGCACCAAACGACGAGGUGGGGAAGCCGGUUAUUACCGAUUCAGAAGAGACGGGUAGUUGCAUUGUCAAGUUGAGGAGAGGCCAGGCGAUCAACAUGAAGUGCAUCGCGAAGAAGGGUAUCGCAAAGGAACACGCGAAAUGGGCGCCUAGUGCAGCCAUCGGUUUCGAGUACGAUCCGGCGAACAAGCUGCAUCACUUGGACUACUGGCACGAGGAGGAUGCGGACAAAGAGUGGCCCAAAGACGAAGCUCGUAUAAAUCUCGACGGCGGGCCUCCCAACCCCGACGAACCCUUUAACUUCGACGCUGCCCCAACACGUUUCUUCUACGACGUCGAAACUGUCGGCGGUCUCGAACCCGAUGAAAUCGUCACCCAAGGCAUCGCCAUUCUACAACGCAAACUCGCCGAGAUCAUCAAAGAAUUGUCUGGCGGUGUCGGAGGCCCGGAGGACUUUGGCGGUGCACAGAGCCCAACACUUAACGGUGCUGGGUACGGUGAUGCGGGUGGAUAUACACCUGUCGGAGGAGGCGGAUACGGAGGAGCAAGCUCGUGGGGCGGUGCAGCACAAGGAGGAACCACACCAUAUGGAGCUACGCCUUACGGGCAGUCCAAUUGGUAGACAAAGAGUGAAGCGUUUGGAUGUACAACAUUGCAUGGACCUGGCGUUCUAAAAGGUGUGGGCGUCAACAGACUGCAAGACUGCUCGACUGCUCAAGAAACGCAGUCCUUUUUGAAAGAUUGGCAUUUGGCACGAAAAUAAAGACACCUUGCGAAUCGCUAUCGAAAAUGAGUUGAUGCAAA
Messenger RNA from Alternaria rosae, 1339 nucleotides. RefSeq names its product DNA-directed RNA polymerase subunit D. Lineage: Eukaryota; Fungi; Ascomycota; Dothideomycetes; Pleosporales; Pleosporaceae. Gene Ontology annotation, molecular function: DNA-directed RNA polymerase activity; protein dimerization activity. The record is from RefSeq and is a predicted model, not a curated record. Gene Ontology annotation, biological process: DNA-templated transcription. Gene Ontology annotation, cellular component: RNA polymerase II, core complex. The transcript has 3 exons. The coding region runs from base 159 to 1157 and encodes 332 amino acids.